Ambispora gerdemannii is the source of this 444-nucleotide messenger RNA. The record is from the annotation of a GenBank genome assembly. NCBI's taxonomy places the organism in Eukaryota, Fungi, Glomeromycota, Glomeromycetes, Archaeosporales, Ambisporaceae.
AUGUCUAUAGAAAUCAAUAACCGAGAUAAAACUUUACGACUAUUAAGUCCUCCACGAUACACCAGACCAUAUCAAAACUAUAGUUAUCCCACUACUGCUACUGCUAAUACCAGUAUGCACUCGACUCCUCCUGCUUUCGGUAUCAAUGAUAAUUGCGUUGCGCGACAAAGUAUACUUAAUAAUGACUUGAAAUUAUCAAGGACAUCAUGUUUUCAAAUGCUGCUGGACUUUCGAGAGUCCGAAAUGGAUUGUGAUGUUGAUGAACUGCCGUGUCAUUUAGAAGAAUAUGAUUUAGAAAUGUACCAGCAACAGCAACAAAUGCGAAAGGAACGUACAGAACGCACCACACAUUUACCUUAUACGAUGGGUUAUCGCGCCGAUUGUGAAAAGUGUCGUCAUCAUGUUCCCGGUCAUUAUGCUCACCUAAUAGGGAAACAACAAUAA